Heteronotia binoei (common prickly gecko) is the source of this 2786-nucleotide messenger RNA. It is a transcript of the gene JPT2, whose product is annotated as Jupiter microtubule associated homolog 2. The coding region runs from base 136 to 699 and encodes 187 amino acids. Gene Ontology annotation, cellular component: nucleus. The transcript has 5 exons. Lineage: Eukaryota; Metazoa; Chordata; Lepidosauria; Squamata; Gekkonidae. The record is from RefSeq and is a predicted model, not a curated record.
CUUGAUCAGCGCUUGGAGGGGAGGAGUGGCGGGCGCUUCGCCCAAUCGGCUGCCAAGGGUGUGCCGCCCCUCGGCCUGAGGGGACUACCGGCGUGGCGUUGGAGCGGCGAAGGGCGCGUUGAGGUUCGGCUCGUCAUGUUCCGGGGGCCCGAGACUGACUCGGCCAAACCGAGCUCGAGGGUGUUGAAACCGCCUGGAGGGGGCUCCAGCAACCCCUUUGGAUGCCCAGAAGAAGUCUCCUCCCCUCUCAGGCCGCACAGAAUGGCAUCAAAUAUUUUCGGAGGGGCUGAAGAACCUCAGAACAUCCCAAAGAGAACGAAUCCUCCAGGUGGGAAGGUCAGCGGCAUUUUUGAGGACCAUAAACCUAACCCUUCUCGUCAACUUACAAAUCCACCCGGUGGGAAAACAAGCAAUAUCUUUGGGUCUCCAGAACCCGUCGGCACUGUCAGAGCUCACCCAAAUAAGCCUAAGGAUCACAUUGUGUUGAGUGACAGAGGGGAUGCGCCCCAGGAACCAAAACGAAAAGCUCCAGAAGACCAAAGACCACAAGCGGAAGACACACGCAAGCCGGAGAAAGAGACUCCCAAAGAGCCCGGACCCAAGAUAGACGACCACGAGCCACGGCUGGGGCCACGGCCACGCUCCCACAACAAAGUCCUUAACCCCCCUGGGGGCAAAUCCAGCAUUGCAUUUUACUAGGGGUGGCGGGGGGUGGCGAAGCUCUUCCACUUCCCUAAUGGAGUCAGCACAGAAAUACGACCCGAGUGUUCAAAGGCUAGCCUUGCGGUGUUUGCAGAAGAAAGCGCUUAGUGGUUUGACUCCUUGCAGGCAGAAGCCAGGCUGAGCUGCUCCGCAUUUAAAGAUAAAGACCAGACUCCUGAGAGUAUUUUUCUAGUCCAUUAACUUCUGCUGAUUUCUGGCCCCAUGACGGGUCAUAACAAAGUUUAUUUCCUUGAUGCUUGGAUCAGAUAACGCAACCUUGAGGGGAUUUAUCUGCGCUAGACAGAGCAGAGUGAGCCAGCUGUCCUGAACUCGGAAGGUGUGUUUGAACUCUGUGCUGUCAUCUAUUUUGUAGAAAAAUUUGCAGGGAGGAGGGAAGGGAACCCUACCCAGCAAGCAAGUCCUUUUCUGGUCCAAGAAGUCGGUUGAAACCUAUCCUGCAACAACUAAUUAUCCCAGGCAGCCUGCAACUUUGUGGUGGUUGCCUUGGCAACGUUUGUUCCUACAAUCUGCGCUGGCAGAAAUAUGCUCUUGACCAGCGGCUCGGCAUGGUCUCUCCUCCAGGAUCUUAGAGGAUGCGAAGCUGAGAAUAGCAUUGAGGGUAUUUGCCAUUGUCGAUGGCGCUUGAAUCCUCUGUCUGCCUUUGAGAAGUCUACCAACCCACUCUGCGUAACCUUAGGCUUUGAAUCCUGGCCGAGGAGGCUGUUGAGAAUGUAGCGCUGUCGCCCAUCGCUAGCCUCCAAAUCGAAACCAUUGCGCUCAGAAGGCUCUCGUUUCCUUCUUAACUGCCCCCACCCCAGAAAAUCAAUAGGAUGGGUCUAGUUCUGUGCUGACUCUGUUAGUGUCUUUGCCUUCCCUUCUUCUCAGCCUUCCGUUGCCUUGGGCCGUUUUCUGCCUAGUUUGUGGGAUUGCCCGGUCCUUGUCCCUGGAGGUGGUGUCUGUAUUUCUGACAGGACUGCAGCUUCCUCUGCAUUCUGCCCGUUCUUCCCCUGGUUUCCUCUUCCCUACGGUAGGGGACAAAACUAGUUCCACGUGAGGGAAGACAGGCCAGUGCGUGGCAGGGCGCUGCAGUGACCUCUUUCCCCCUACCUCCUAACAGUACGGGCACCCGCUCCAGGAAGGGGCUCUGGGAGAAAUGGACUAUCCUACUGGGUCAUUUACUUUUAAGUUGUAGCUGCCUUGAAACUUCAGUCGUCUCUUCCUCAUCAUCCGAUCAGCGACAGUUCCAGGUUCCUCGCAAUAUGGUAUUUUUAGUGGCACACGGGCCGUUUGGAGUAAUUUGCGAUUGUAUUUUCUGUAAUCUCACGGAGUUUUGGUGGCAGGGGAGGCGAGAGAAGGGGUUCUUUUAAUUUCAGUCACUUUCCCUGGGAUUGAUUCCUCAUCGACAGUAUCCCAGGAUUGUUAAGUCAUUAAGUGCAGCAGCCGGCCUCUCAACUCCGUUCUGUAUGGAAACUCAUGAGGCAUGCCGAAGAAUGAACAGUAUGUCUUGCAGAACAGCUUUGUGCGCCAACAGGAACGCAAACCUGUUGGCUUGGAGGAGUAAGCUCUGUGCCAGAUAUGGAAGCAGACUGGAGUUCUCUGGAUGCUUUCAGUGAAUACAGAACUUGUACCUUCCGACUCCUGUUCUUUGGGAGGAGAGACUGGCCCUUUGGAUCACUUUCUGUGGUAUUCAUUCCCAAGAAGCCCUUCUGUUUCAGUUGCAGUUGGCCACUGACUAAGAAUGGCUGGGCAUGGACUGGAAUGCACCCUGAAGCAGGCUGGGAUUGGCCUUGGGGUGUCUGUCAGCCCAAGCUUGCUCCUCUGACUUGGGGUAUGGAAUGUAUUUGGGUAGAGCACAUAGGGCUAAAGUAUUUAAAAGUGCAUUUCCAUCCGUGCCUCUUCCUUGGGUAGCAGUUUUUCAGCAAAGCCUUAAAUUAUUACAGACCUGAUUGUGCCAUUUCUUUUCCCCAAGAUGUGGCCAGUGAGGGCACAUGCUGUAUCUAGGUAAAGGGUGCUGUUCCAGGGGGGAAUGAAUAGCUUCGAUCUGUGAAUCAUGUACUACAUAAUAAACAGCCUGAUUUUGCUAA